AAGUGGCACCGCAACAGAGGGACGUUAUCGCUUCCUAGCAGGCAUACUCAGUGGAGGAGCAGUGGACCAGGAGGAUGUCGGAGCCGCAGAGCGCCCCAGAGCAGCUGGCUGCUGGGAAGAGCCAGGGUGGAGCUGGAGCCACAUACAAGGUGGUGUUGUUCGAGCUUGAGAACUUCCAGGGCCGCAAGGCAGAGUUUUCUGCAGAGUGUAAAGAUGUAACAGAGAAGGGCCUUGAGAAGGUUGGCUCUGUGCUCGUGGAGUCAGGACCCUGGGUGGGUUUUGACAGCCAUGGCUUCAUAGGGGAGCAGUUUAUCCUGGAGAAGGGCGAGUACCCACGCUGGGACACCUGGACCAACAGUCAGAACAGCUACUCCUUCUUGUCUCUAAGGCCACUCAAAAUGGAUGGUGCUGAACACAAGAUCCACCUGUUUGAUAACACUGGAUUCACUGGCAAGACGAUUGAGAUCAUCGAUGACGACAUGCCCAGUUUGUGGGGUCAUGGUUUCCAGGAUCGUGUAGCGAGCGUCAAGGCUCUUAACGGAACAUGGGUUGGCUACAUGUACCCAGGCUACAGAGGGCGCCAGUUUAUCUUUGAGCGAGGAGAGUUCAAGCACUGGAACGACUGGGAGGCCCCAGCACCUCAGAUCCAGUCUAUCCGACGUGUGCGGGACAUGCAGUGGCACAAGAAGGGGUGUUUCACUGUUCCUGACCCGGCCCCCGCCCCGGCCCCCGCCCCAGCCCCUGCCCCAGCCCCUGCCCCAGCUCCCGCCCCGGCUCCUGCCCCUGCCCCUGCGCCUCCGGCCCCUCCUGCUGCGGCCGGAGCCAGUUGAACAGGAUCCUCACCGACCUCCAACCCCCCCACCUCUGCAGCCUCUCCCACGCUGCCACCACUGCCCGCCCUCUGCCUUACCCCAACCAUGGCAAAAUGCUGCUUGUGCCCAGUGAGAAGUGCUAUGUAUGUUUCAGUGGCGAAUAAAAGUUGUUUGACCCGGAGUUGGCCAUGUUUGUCGGUGAUGUUAUACUUGUACGUCAAGGUGGUAUUGGUCAGCUGCAUUAUCUAGGAUAAUGAAGAUUUGAGAAAAGCAUUAUCAGAAAUGUAAAGCUGAAAGAAACUUCAGAGACAUUAAAGUAGGAAGAAAGUACAUCUGACUAUUCAUCCAUUAAGACAACAAGCUACAGAUGUGUUUGUAACUUCAUUUUAUUUGGAUAACUCCACGAGUCAUGUGUGCCACGUUCUUUGCUUGUGUUAAGUCUCAAAGACGGCUCAUAACCUCGCCCAGCAUUAGGAGUGCAUGAAUUAUUCGAUGAAUACGUUGAUUCACAUCUGCUGAACAUCAAUGGAAAUGAUGAUGUCAUAUGUAUGCUUGCUAUUAAAACAUAGUGAACUGCA
Messenger RNA from Myripristis murdjan (pinecone soldierfish), 1390 nucleotides. RefSeq names its product beta-crystallin B3-like. The transcript is spliced from 6 exons. Bases 75 to 830 code for a protein of 251 amino acids. Gene Ontology annotation, biological process: lens development in camera-type eye; visual perception. Lineage: Eukaryota; Metazoa; Chordata; Actinopteri; Holocentriformes; Holocentridae. The record is from RefSeq and is a predicted model, not a curated record. Gene Ontology annotation, molecular function: structural constituent of eye lens.